UCAGGUGCAGAGCUACCAUGGGAAACACCACCAGUGAUCGAUUGUCUGGGGAACGCCAUGGCUCCAAAUCUCACCGCUCCGAUGGAGCCAGUAGCACCCAUUCCACGAAGGAUCAUCCCCACAAGAUCAUGGUGGGCAGCACUGAUGACCCCAAUGUUUUCAGCACCCUUGACUCCAAGCUUGCUGGGGAGAAGGAGUUUAUGUCAUGGCAGCAUGAUCUGGAAGAGUCAGUAAAGCCUUCACAGCAGGCUCGUCCCACUGUCAUACGCUGGGCUGAUGGAGGCAAGGAGGUCUUCAUCUCUGGGUCUUUCAACAAUUGGAGUGCCAAGAUCCCACUCAUCAAAAGCCACAAUGACUUUGUUGCUAUUCUGGACCUGCCCGAGGGCGAGCACCAAUACAAGUUUUUUGUGGAUGGCCAGUGGGUUCAUGACCCUUCCGAGCCUGUGGUCACCAGCCAAAUGGGCACCAUUAACAAUCUGAUUCACGUCAAGAAGUCUGACUUCGAAGUAUUUGAUGCAUUAAAGGUGGAUUCUCUGGAGAGCUCAGAGACUUCAUGUCGAGACCUGUCUAGCUCCCCGCCAGGACUCUAUGGCCAGGAAAUGUAUGUGUAUCGACCGGAGGAGCGCUUCAAAUCUCCACCCAUCCUCCCUCCUCACCUCCUCCAAGUCAUUCUCAACAAGGACACCAACAUCUCUUGUGACCCAGCUCUUCUACCGGAGCCCAACCAUGUCAUGCUCAACCACCUCUAUGCACUCUCCAUUAAGGACGGCGUGAUGGUGCUCAGUGCCACUCACCGCUACAAGAAGAAGUAUGUCACCACUCUGCUGUACAAGCCCAUCUGAUCGUGUGUCUCGCCGCGUAGCACACAAGGAAUGCCAUGUUGUCUGCACGCAGUGGGCCACAGGCCUAAGAAUAACUGGUGGUUGGCUCUAGCUGAACCUGGCAGGGGUGGAAGGGGAUGAGCCCAGCCCUGUUGGAUGUCUGAGCUAUUCCCUCUGUAUUCUGUUGGUGAGAUUUGAUUUCACCCUUUCGUACCCUGCCUCUGUCGGGUCCUCUGGCUUUGCUGAGUUCCCUGGCUUGGUCUACUGCCUGCCAGCUUGGCUCCCCAUGGGGGAGUCACAGCAGGGAAGGAGCUGUCGGAAGCUCUUCCCCAGCUCCUCUGUCUGUAAGGGCUUUGGCCAGUUCCUCCGGCAGUUGCCUGCGGUGGGGCAGAGCCAUGUCACUCUCCCUUUGCACCCCAUGCCAAGGCCCUCUAGAAUGGCCUGCUUCAGGGCAGAGUAUUGGGGGGGGGGGGUGCACCUGAGCUCUGCAGGCCUGGGCUGGCUUCUUACCUCCCUGCACUUAGCUAAUGGGACUGGAAUGUGCACAUGGCUCCCCUGAGAAGAGACCAGGGUUAGAGAGAGAGAGAGAGACACAUAC
Molecule: messenger RNA, 1419 nt
Organism: Trachemys scripta elegans
Lineage: Eukaryota; Metazoa; Chordata; Testudines; Emydidae
Gene: PRKAB2
Product: protein kinase AMP-activated non-catalytic subunit beta 2
Biological process (GO): signal transduction
Cellular component (GO): cytoplasm; nucleus; nucleotide-activated protein kinase complex
Molecular function (GO): protein kinase binding
Source: RefSeq, a predicted model, not a curated record